UCGGGAGCGGCGGCGGCGGUGGUGAUGGCCCCGGAGCGCGGCGACCGGUCGCUCCCCGCCGGUACCGAGGGUCUUCCCCGGGUUUUCCUGCAGAGCCUGCGGACUCUUUUCGAUAUCCUGGAUGACCGGCGGCGGGGUUACGUGCACCUACGGGAGAUCGAGUCCCGCUGGCGGGGAGCGGAAGCCCGGGAGCUGCCCGCCGGGGUGAUGGAGGGGUUGAGGCGGGCGGCACCGGCCAGCGGGUACCUCACUUUCGAACGCUUCGUUCUGGGGCUGCGUGCUGCCCUGCCCGGUGCUGAGCCCCCGGUGGAGAGCAGCGGCGGCGGGCGGCGGAGCGCGGAGAAGCCGGCGAGCCCGCGCUGUGCCGAGGAGCGGCGCGGGAAGAGCAGCGGGCAGCGGGAACCGGGGCCCAGCCAGCCCCGCGGCCGCGGUGGUGAUGCUAAGGCUGCUGGGCAGUCCCAGGGAGAUGGCAGCCAUCCAGGGGCUGGGGACGCUCGGAGGCAUCAGAGAGGACGUGCAGAACACCGGAGACACACCAUCACCAACGGCGUGGACUUCAGCAUGCUGAAGCACAUGAAGGAACUGGAACAGGAGAAGGAUUUCCUGCUGCAGGGUCUAGAGCUGGUAGAGCGCACCCGGGAGUGGUACCACCAGCACAUCCAGUUCAUGCAGGAACGCCAGAGGCUCCUGGGGAAGAACAAAACCAGUGCUGACUUCCUCCCUGAGGGUGGCCAGAGCCACCUGGGACGCCUGGUCCCCAAGCUGCAGGAGGUGAACCGCUGCCUGGGUGACCUCCUUUCCACCGCUGGCAAGCCAGCAAACCCCUCCUCAGCUCUGAGCAGGCUGGGCCCUGUGGUGUCCCCAGCCUCAGCAGGUUCCCAGCAAGCCAUCAUCAUGCUGAAGGAGCAAAACCGGCUUCUCACCAAGGAGGUGACCGACAAGAGCGAACGCAUCACCCAGUUGGAGCAGGAGAAAUCUGCCCUGAUCAAGCAGCUCUUUGAGGCUCGCGCCCGCAAUAACCAUGAAACGAGCCAGCUGGACUCCACCUUCAUCUAGCGCCCAUCUCCCCGCUCCCCAUCCUCGAGCUUCCCUGGGGGUUUUGUGGGAUUCUUGCCCAAAACCCAUUGCACCCGUUGCUCCAGGUGUCAUAUCUAGAGGUCUGGAGCUGCUGGUGGCAUCUCUCCAGGAGGUAGCCAGGAAGGUAUUUCCCCAACCCUGCCAGGGGAGCAUCCCCGCACUGCUCUACUGCUGGGCUUUCCAGCCAUGCUGCUCUCAAGCUGCUCCUUUUCUGUCUCUAAACGGACUGCAGGGACUGUACUGCAGCCCCGUGAUCCCCAACGUACUGGGGGAAACGGCUGCUGCCCAUGCUGCUAGCGCAGGGGGGAGCUGCUGUGCCCUUGGCCUGACUUGAGCUGAAUUUUGGCUGCUCUCAGGAAAAGAUGAUCCAUCUUCAACACUCCAGCUGGCAUCUCCAGGCAAGCCUUGCUGUUGAAGGAUGGCCUGUCCCCUGCUUGUCCCACUGUCGGAGGACAAGAUUGAAAUUCCAAUGGGACAUGCCCGGCCCCUCUCUGCUGCCUGAGUUCUGCCUGACAGUGACACUAUACUGGGCCAGAGCAGUGCCUGAGCUGGUGGUCCUUCUGGGGUAAUCCCUCUUUCCAGUUUGCAGUAGUGAUGCCAUAGUCGCUGUUUACAUGUCUGCAGGCUCCUGUAGUUAAUGAGCCACAGACCCAAACGAGGUAGCCUGUACCUCUGAGCUGCUUUUUCAGGCUGUUUGCAGAUUGAGGCAGACACCUCUACAUCCCUUUAUUUAGCUUGACCUGGCAAAUGGUUUUUUUGUGACUGCCAGGCUUAUAUUUUUUUCAUGAUGACUUCAAAAGGAGGUGUGAUGUUUUAUAGUGUGAGGAUGCUAACACAAGCCUGAUUGCACAGAGGGGCUUUAGGACAAGGUUUUGUAUUUAACUAAAUGUGGGUGACGGAGCGGAGGCUGAUGGGCUCUUUCCUUUGCACAUCUCCAAGUGGAGAAAUGGCAGCUUUGCCUGUCCUGGUGGUGGAGGCUGGCUUGCCGGGGUGACAUCCUGAGUAUGAACUGCACCCCUCUCCAGGUCUCUUGGGGUGGUGGUCUAAGCGUGGGUCCUGUUAGACCCACGUGCAUCUCAGAAUACGUCCUCCUUCCCACCCAGCUCAGUGAUGGUGCUUGAGCUGAAUGAUGUCUUCCACUGUGGUUUGGUACUUGGUAUUUAUGUUACUUUCAUAGGAGAUCAUUGUGAACCCCCAUGUAGCACAGGCCUGGCCCUCUGUAGCUCCAAGACCAAGACCUUUCUCUCCAGGGUUGUUUCAUGCUCUGAGUUGCCUGGCAUGAUGCCAUGGCACAAUGCACUGAGCUGGGCAGAAGGUGCUGGACCUGCCCUGCCGUGGGCUGGGCACCAUACAGCCCAAUUCCCUUCUUACUCCUGCUUUUAUCUGUCCAGUGCUACCUGUCCCAUCCAGCUCCUCUCUUUGAUGCUGAUCUUGACCUGAAGCUCACUGCAAGGCAUGAAUCCCUGCUCUACCCUUGUGCCUGCUGCCCUGUGUGGGAGUGGGGAUUGGCAGAGUGCCAGGGAGAGGGAGGAGGAGGAACAAGGCUAUGGCUAGUCGUGUCCCCUAUCUGCAGGAGUAGGGUGUUAGUUGUCUCCUGGGCAUCAGUGCCUGCCGUCUCUUUCAUGAUGCCACCUCUGGUGUCCAGUGCCUGUUUUGCCUGAGGUUUAAUUAAAAGCGACCCUCUUUAUGAGGAGGGUCACCUGUCUGUAGGGAUAAUAAAGUGGGGUGAACUAUUUAA
Molecule: messenger RNA, 2815 nt
Organism: Harpia harpyja (harpy eagle)
Lineage: Eukaryota; Metazoa; Chordata; Aves; Accipitriformes; Accipitridae
Gene: SAPCD2
Product: suppressor APC domain containing 2
Exons: 6
Coding region: 25-1056 (343 amino acids)
Source: RefSeq, a predicted model, not a curated record